AUGUCUACUACAUCUUUGAUUGGCAAUUAUAUCAGUCAUGAUCAAAAAAUAGAAAUUAUUAAAAAAUUAGCCAAGCAAUUAAAUGAAAGUAAUGAAAACGUUGAUGUCUUAGUGGAGUUUUUGCAUAAUGUACAACCUGAUUCAGAUACUUUCAAAUUAAUUGAAUCUUAUUGUCAAGACCAUUUGUUGGACGAGGAAUAUAAUGAGCAAAUUUAUAAAUUACUAAGUGCAUUACCAGAAUUGGAAUCAAAAGCUAUUGAGAAAAUCACUUCUUUAACUCAAAAUUACAUCGAUAAUCACAGGGUACAAUUUGAAAAUGAUUAUUAUCAGUUAUUUCAUUUAAAUGCCCAGAAAUCGGAUCAAGAAGUAUCGGAUGAAGAUAUCAGCUCGUUGUUUUCUUUGCUAGAUAUUAUUUUCAAAAAUGGUAAACAGGAAGUGAUAAUACAUAUGGAUAAAUUGAUUUUACUAUUACUUGGAUCGGAUGAAGAUGUAGUGUCAAAAGCUGCAUCAAAUUUAUUAAGAUGGAGAAUAAAUCUACUACUGAACGAUGCCGAUGCAUUUGAUUUGUGUUGGGAUGUCAUUUUCUUUUUAGUUGACUCAAAAGAUUCAUUAAAACAAUAUCAUGGAUAUGUAUUGUGGCUAAGAUAUAUAAACUCUAGUGAAAACCUAAAAGAGAAUCAAAAGUUUCAAACAAUUUUGGACCAAAAUAUAUAUUGGGGCAAAAUCCAAUCAAUAUUAGGUGAUAAAUGUCAUGAAUUAAGAAAAUAUGGAAUGUUCAUACUACAAAUGUCAAUAAAAUCUAUAAACUCAAACGUACAAAAUGAUUUUAUAAAAUGGGAUACCACUAAGUCACAAGACUACAUCAACGAAUGGGAAAGAUAUGUAACACUAUAUGAGGUUUUAGCAAUAGAUACGUCACUACAUCAAGCAAAAGCAGGGAUGAAUGAUAUUACAAAUUUAAUUUCACCACAAUCAUUAAUUUUACCAUCAUGGGGUUGGUGUUUAUUAUCAACUGGGUUUCAAGCUCCGAAUGAUUCAGUUAGGAAAUUUACAAUGAGUAUGUUACUUUCAAUUCCACUGAUAAAUUUGUAUCUCGUUAAAGAUGCAUUACAAGUUUUAGAAAAAACCCUUUUGCCUAAUUUGAUUAAUGCUCCUAAUUUUGACGUUAAGACUUUAAAUGGGAUUGUUGAGUGUCCGUAUGCAUACAAAUUAAAAGAUACAAUUAAAAACAUGGUCAUUAAUUUGGACGACCAGGAAGAUCUUCAAAAUAUCUCAUCAACUAUCCUUGGCUAUUUAGCAUCUCAUGGUCAUAAUUUUGGUCCAUCAAGAAUAUUGGUAUUACAUGGUGUACUUGAAGGUUUGAAUGGUAGAAAAGUUUUACAAUAUGGAGUUCAUGAUCAAUAUUUGUCAUCAAUUUUCGAAUCUAGCUGUGAAGGAGGAGUAUUGGAGACUUAUUUCCAAACCGUAAGCUUAAGACUUAUACUUAAUUUUGAACCAGAAUUGAAAAAUUCAUUGGCAUUACUUGAUAAAUUUUGUAAGUUUAAUGGACUUAAAGUACUCAAAGACAACAUUACUUUAUUCGAAGAAGUUACUAAAGCUGAACCUGUUGAUGAAGUUAUGAAACAGGACGGAAACGUCGAUCAAAAGAUACUUCUACUUGGUAUAACCACUCAAAUUAUGUAUUUGCCUGAGACUGAUUCUUUAUUAAUAGCCAAAUUAUUAGAGUCAGGGUUCAGAAAAGCUACUUUGAAAGCGAAUGAAGAUAGAUUGAGGAUGUUAGUGAAUUCAAAUGAUCCAGAAGUCAUUGAGACUCUUUCAAAUGUCGAUUACGAAAAAUUCACAUUUGCUGUUCCUAGUAAUGAUGCUAUUUCUAAGUUAUGGUCAGAAAUUGAGGUAGAUCUACAAUCAGGGAAUAUUGAAAUUUUAGAAAGAUCAUACUAUAAAUACAGAUUGUUUAACAAAUUGUAUAAACAUUCAUCAUUUGAGUUCAUAAACCCUAAACACGUAAUUGAUUUUCAUUCAAAGUUAUUAGCGAAUACCGAAGAUAUAACAAAGCAAGACAGAUUUUUUUAUAAAUUGAAAAGUAAGAUAGAUGGUGAAUAUUACAACUCACUAAGAAUUCAAUUCGAAAAACAUCCAACGGAUUUUGAUGAUGAAUUUAAGAUUUUAAAUCCAAAUACUUCAAGUUAUGAAGCUAAUCUUGCCAUGGUUGCAUUAAUCAAUAAUUACUUAAGUUCAGAGAAAUUCGUUCCAAAUAAUGUUUCUCAAAUUGUAUUAUUGUUAUCGGAAAUGUGGUCUAAUGUUGUCGAGAGCAGAUUGCUUUUGAAUCAACAAGACCUACAUUUACUGACAAUUAAAACUAUGUUAAACUCCAAUAUAAUUUUCAAUUUGGACUCUGACCACGAGAUAAAAAAGUUUUGUCAAUCUGUUAUAGAAAAUUCUGCAACAAGAAGAUGUUUCUUGCCUACUUUAAUUUCAAGUCUAGUGAAAGCUCAAUUGAACGACCAGGAAAAAUUCGAACAAUUAAACUGGUUACCGGAAGUACUUACAAAUGCUUCACUUGUUCGUUCUUCAUUAGGUUCAUAUUUCUUAUUAAUUGGUAUCAUGUCUCAAAUAUUUGAUGAUGAAGUUGCAUUAGAUAAGAAUACAAACAUAUAUAAAGAAGUUUAUGGUGAUGAAGAAAUAAGUGCAAGAAUUAACUUAUCAGCAAUAGUUAACUCAAUUCAACUGCCGGUUUUUUCACAAAGAAUAUACAAUUACAUCAUAGAUAAUCAAGCACAAUAUAGAUUUUUCCAACCAUUAAAAUGGAAUGAUCAUAAUGAAGAAUGGGAUAGAUUACAAUUAUACACUAUACUUACAUCCAUCAUUGAUAAAGUAGAUAUAGAUUUUAAUUUGAUUAAAGAAAGAUUAAAUAAAGAACAAAGUCCUUUAGUAAGAAUGUACAUUGAAUGGAUGAUUUCUUAUAAUAUGUUUAAGAGUCAAAAAUAUAUGGAUGCAUUAAUAGAAGACUUGAAGGUGAAUCUGAACUCACUAAAACCAGCAGUUGUUACGUCAUAUAUCAGAGCUUUAUUCUUAGCGGUUGUUCAGUUGGAUAAAGAUUUAAAAGUUAAAUAUUUACUCGAGCUUAUCAAUUUUGUCAUAACAGGUUGCUCUUCGCUGAGAAAAAUGAUUAGACAUUUUUCAUUAUCAUUAAUUAUAUCCAUCAGGAAUGAAAUAAAGAAAAAAAAUUCAGACGUUGACUCAAAUGUUCAAGGUAUCGUUGAAAACAUGUACGAAAGUGCCAUCAACUCAGAUAAUUUUAAACAUUUUAGAAGUGGUGAUGCACUCUUGUGGGAUAUUAUAAAAGACUUGAAUCUAGUUUCAUUAAAUGGUGGUAUUGUUUUAAGAUUAACAGAUCGAGAAGAUAUAGAUUUCAUCAACGAAGAACAAUUCAAACAAUACUUAUCAGACGAGCAAAUUAAAUUAUUAAGACAUCCAAUAGGUAAUGAUGAAACAGACAUAUGGAUCAAAGAAAAACUAAAUGAGAAAAAAGUAAUAAUGACUCAAGCUGAUCCAGUUAAUCAAAUUCCAUUACAAACUAAAAGUGGAGCAUUAACAACAGUAGAUAAUGAUCUAGACAUUAUAAGUUCCAAGAAGGAAGUAAACAGAAGUGAUCUAAUUGUUGUUUCUUCCUUAGUUGAUAAACCACCAAAUCUUGGAGGUAUAUGUCGUUUAUGUGAUGUCUUAGGUGCUGGUUUAUUAACGCUCCAUGAUUUGGAAGUGAAAAAUGAACAACCAUUUAAAUCAGUAGCUGUUACUGCUGAUCAAUGGAUGCCAAUGAUUGAAGUUAAACCUGAAGAUAUUAAAAAUUAUUUACAAGAAAAGAAAAAAGAAGGGUAUACUUUGAUUGGAUUGGAGCAAACUGAUAAAUCAAUUGUUUUAAACAGUGAAUUGAAAUUCCCAAAAAAAUCGUUGAUGUUGUUGGGUAAAGAAAGAGAAGGUAUUCCAGGCGAAUUGUUAGCAGAGUUAGAUUUUUGUGUUGAGAUAAAACAAGUUGGAAUUGUUAGAUCCAUGAAUAUUCAAACUGCGACUGCUGUUUUAGUUCAUGCUUAUUCUUCACAGCAUUGUUAA
Lodderomyces jiufengensis is the source of this 4110-nucleotide messenger RNA. Its product is annotated as tRNA (guanosine(18)-2'-O)-methyltransferase. The record is from RefSeq and is a predicted model, not a curated record. Gene Ontology annotation, biological process: tRNA methylation. The coding region runs from base 1 to 4110 and encodes 1369 amino acids. The transcript has a single exon. Gene Ontology annotation, molecular function: RNA binding; tRNA (guanine) methyltransferase activity. NCBI's taxonomy places the organism in Eukaryota, Fungi, Ascomycota, Pichiomycetes, Serinales, Debaryomycetaceae.